UCUCAUGAUCAUCGGUGGGGAUAGCUUUGUGGAUGUCAUGCCGGACGAAACAGAGUUGUUGUCUCUCUUUGAGUCGCUUGACAUUUAUGAUAACGUUUUUGAACAGGACUCUAUCGUAGACUAUUGGAAAUGUAACUCAGGAAGUCUUUCAAAGUACGUUUGGUCUGUUAUAGAUUCGACAUUGGACCUCAACGCUUCUCCUUCAAAGUUGCCUACACUUCCUCUUGAAAGAUACCGGCUGAUUUCGAAGGAAGAAGUAAAUGAGAGCUCGAGUAAAAGAGACACUUUUCUUUGUGUUUCUCGUGAGCAGCUCCUUGAUGCGAAAAUUUCCAGAGCAAAGCUGUUAAGCUUAACGAAUUCGCCAAAGCCAGUUUGGCACUUUGAGGUCGAACCUGAAUCCCCAGUUCACUAUUCACCUGGAGAUGCAUUCGGUUUCUUUGUUGAGAAUGACAGUCGACUUGUGUCAAGUUUACUUGAAAGGCUUAAAAUUAACGAUACUUGGUACGUGGAGGACACCAAAUCAGUUCCACCGGUUACGCUAGAAGUGCGUUCUGCUCUACGAAAACAGUUUGAUCUUUACUCUCCUCCAAAGAAAAGCUUUCUAUUGCUGCUCAGUGAAUUUUGUGAGAAUGAUCGUGAAAAACGUGCACUUGUUUUGUUGAGUUCGGAUGUUGGUAGGGAUACAUAUCGUUCACUUUUUAUACGUGGUAGAGUAUCAUUAUUGAACAUUCUAGUGACAUUUCCUUCAUGUCAACCUCCAUUGCAGAGAGUACUAGAUUGUUUGCCAUUUUUAGCACCCCGAUAUUAUUCAGCUUCAUCAUGUUAUGAACCUUGUGGCAGAAAGAUUGAUUUUGUCUUUUCGUUGGUCCACUAUCCCAUAUUUGAAGGGAAGAAAUGGAUGAGGAGAGGUCACGCCACUGGAGUGUUUGAUAGGAUAUGUAGUCAACUGGAGAAAUGGUCUACACAUGAUUUGCGGGUGACCAUGUUUCAUCGCCCUAGUUUAUAUUUUCAUCCUCCUGAUAAUUUGCAAAUACCCUAUCUGAUGAUAUGUGCUGGAACAGGAGUAGCACCUUUUCGAGGAUUCAUUGAACAACGACGAAGAGAUUACAAGAACUGGUUGUCUUCAGAGGAUAGUCGUGUAGCAACUCAAGAGGAACCAGUCAAGCGAACUUUAAUUGCACCAGUUUAUUUGUUUUUUGGUUGCCGAAUCCUCGGAGAAUUUCAAGAGUAUUUGGAUGAAAUGGAAAGCGACUUGUCGUCCUUGCCGGAUUCAAAGCUAUUUGUUUGUUAUUCUAGGGAAAAUGGCAAUGAGAAGUAUGUACAAGAUCUUUUGAAAAAACAUGCCGAGCAAGUGAGCAAUUUGAUGUUCAGUCAUCCUUCAUCUUGCAUUUACGUGUGUGGAGAUGGUGCCAAUAUGGCAAAAGGGGUUCAGGAAUCAUUGAUAGAUAUUAUGAAUGAACAAAUUUUCGGUAAUAGGGAAGACGCCAAAAACUUUAUGAAAGAGUUAUCAGAUGAGAAACGAUAUGUGCAGGAUAUUUGGUUCUGGGGAUAAUACUUGUAUAGAGAAAGUUUUUC
Galdieria sulphuraria is the source of this 1575-nucleotide messenger RNA. Its product is annotated as [methionine synthase] reductase. The record is from RefSeq and is a predicted model, not a curated record. Gene Ontology annotation, cellular component: cytosol. Bases 5 to 1552 code for a protein of 515 amino acids. Gene Ontology annotation, biological process: homocysteine metabolic process. The transcript has a single exon. Gene Ontology annotation, molecular function: flavin adenine dinucleotide binding; [methionine synthase] reductase (NADPH) activity; FMN binding. Lineage: Eukaryota; Rhodophyta; Bangiophyceae; Galdieriales; Galdieriaceae.